Molecule: messenger RNA, 2653 nt
Organism: Cavia porcellus (domestic guinea pig)
Lineage: Eukaryota; Metazoa; Chordata; Mammalia; Rodentia; Caviidae
Product: natural cytotoxicity triggering receptor 3 ligand 1-like
Exons: 5
Coding region: 221-760 (179 amino acids)
Source: RefSeq, a predicted model, not a curated record
GAGACGCUGGAGAUGUCUCCAAGAUUGGGGCGUCAUCCCUUAAUCCGAACAUCAGAAAGCAACCUUGGGGAGCCCCUCAGCCUGCAGCAACAGAUACUGUCCCACAGUGACUUUUCGAGUCGCUGGGCAGUUUCGGGGCUGAGCGGACCCCAAGAAACCUGCACCGACGGGCUCCUGAUGCGAGCGUCCAGCGCUCGCGGAGUAGAGAGUCGCGGUGGUGAUGGCACUCGUGCUGCUCGCUUGUGGGGCGCUGGUGACUGCAGGUUCUCUGAGAGUGGAGGUGCCACUAAGGAAACUGACCGUACGCCUGAAUGACAAUGUCACCAUGCCCUGCAAUUUCUCUGGCUUCGCAAGGCUGGAUCUAUGUGUUAUGGGCAUUAGGUGGUAUCGCAUAGAUCCUGAGUCUAAAUCGAAGAUCACGGUGUUGGAGCUAUUUGGCAAUAAUAAAAACAUUCCCAGAACUGGGGCUGAAGUGUCUCCAGAGAGGCUACAGAGGGGCGACGCCUCACUGCAGCUGCCUGCGGUCCAGCUGGGGGAUGCAGGAGUAUACUGGUGCGAGGUGGUGGACACCCCUGCCAUGGAAGAUGACAGCAUCUUGCUGGAAGUCCUGGAUGAGCAAACCAGCAGAGCAUUUCCGGAGGGAAACGUGGGAAAAGCAUCUAAGAAGAUAGAUUCCAUCUGGAUCCUUGCUCUUCCUAUCUUACUGACUUUAAUAGUGAAUUUUAAUAUACUGGAACAAGGUGCUCUUGUUGUAAACUAAAACCCAGCUGUGACAAUGAAGAAAGAACUGUAGCCCUACAAAGCAUGAUCGUUUACAAAGAUAACUCCAAUUCCUCACUGUUUCUUUGUGCACAUCUGCUGUCACAUAAAUUUCCCGUGCCCUCCAGCCCACUCUCUGGACAGUGGGCUCAGGCAUGUGCCUUACUCCAGCUAGUAUAAGAAAGUGACUCCACGCCAGUUCUCACUGUGCCCUUGAGAGGCCAUUUGUGUCUCCCUUUGCUGUCUUUGGUGCUUCUGACAUGAGAAGGACAAACCCUGGCUGGCCUGCUGGAGGAGAAGCAAUACAGGCCACAGGGCCACAUCAUCGCGGGUGAAGUGACAGCCAUUCAUCUCCACUCAUGCCGAUCUACCUGUGUUCAGCAGUGCUGACAGAGCCAACUCUCAAGACAGGAGAAAUAUUUUUAAUUAAAUAUUUAUUUUUCAGUAAUGAUAUUUGUCAAUCUAACUGUGGUCAGGUGUGCUGACUGGGCGAACUCUAAGGACAAGAGAAAUAUUGAACUGAAUAUUUAUUUUUGAACAAUGAUAUUUAGCCACAUCCAUGAACUAGCCUAACCCUAACCCUAAGGCGCCCAAGAUGAGCUAGAUGAACAAGUUGUUAGGCAGAGGGGUUUCCACUGACUUUGAUCUGAGUGCAACUAUUUUUCUCCCACCAGGAGAGGAGGCUGCACCCCAGCUCGGCUUUCUGCAUUCUGACUUGUAUCUUCCUUUCUUCAUCCUCACCAUUCUUCCCCCAGGAAACUCAAGAGCUGCACUGGAUGCAGCAUUUUGGCCCCUGAUAGGGACCGGAGGCAUGAGGAAAAUCAUCAUACAGCAUGUGAGAGGACACCUCUGGUUCUCAUAUGCAGGUGCUCUUGUUGUAAACCAAAACAUGAAUCAAACAGGUUCAUGAGAAUAAAAGAGCACAGCAGGCUCACAAGAGGCACAGGCAAUAACAAUGCAUGGGCUGAUAAUUAAACUCCAUAACCCACCUACUCCCCGGCCCCAGUAAGAAAUCCACUGUUUCAGAGGACAGGCUGAGUUGAUAGCAACUAAGGUCCAUAAAGCGACUAAAUGCAUUUCUUUUUUGGUGGACAAGCAUUCUGAGCAUCUCUUGGGAGGAUGACAGUAUGCAAGAUAGCAAAUAUGAGGGAUUUCCUUCUAUCUUGUCUUUGAAAUCCAAUAUUGGUCUUACUGUUUUACUUUGUUCUGAUUAAUUGAUUUGCUUUAUUCAGUAUUCUGUUUUGAUUGGUUUUAGUCCAUUUUGGCUUUGGUUUGAUUUUGCUCUACCCGAUGGCAUGGACAACUAUUGUGAAGAUAACAAGAUAUACUAUGGUAGCUAUCAUUGUUUUCCUAGUACCCUGCACUGAAGUUCUGUACCAAUUUUGCUGCUUUGUCUUGAUUGGCUUUUUUCUGUUUUGUUUUUUUGGAUUUUAUUAUCUCUCAAAUCAAACAUACAUAAGCAGGAGAGGUGUUAUCAACAUUCAUUUCUUUGGGUAUAAAACACGGGGCAAACAGGCUCUGAAGAACAACAGAUGUAUACAGAAAUGCUUGGUGUAUUAUUUAUUCCUGCAUUUACUUUUUGUUUUUGGACUGGCAUCUGUGAGUGUCUUGAUGACCGUGCACCUGUUGAGAUGACCACAGAGAAUUUGGCUUGGAGCACUAUCUUAAAACUAAGUCCCUAGCAAAAAAGUUCAGUGGAGCUGUGGCACAAAGUGUCCCGCCCCAGACAGUGUACUUCAGUUUGUUAGUUGCCCAGGGAAUGCUUCCUUUUCUAGUUGUGGUUGCUCCUGACUCUUAGAAACAGCUGGUCACUGAGAUGCACAUUGUAUAAACCAGUCCCCCAUUAACAAGCCAUUCUGCCUGUGCACUUUUUGGUUGCUUAUCUCAUAUGAAC